AUGACAACAUUACUCUACCCAUCUGCUUUCGAGUCAGAGGUUACGGAGGCUCCCGACCCUGCUCUACCCGAGGCAGAGGCGCACAAUUCAAACUCCUCGCAGGACUCAGAAUGGUCGCCUCAGGGAAGUCUUGCAUCUUUCAUAUGCCAUGCUUCGUAUUUACAAAAUGAACUUCGCACGGAUAACUCGAUAUUUGUCGAUGACAACAACAGGAUCAAAUCGUUAUCCAGGCAUAAAAUUGGAUCAGGUGCUUCUUUCAUCGUAGAGCGUGCUGAAUGGCUAGCUGGAGUUCAUCAGCAUGAUGUAUCCUUGUCUCAACAAUUCUCUAAAUGGGGACAAUAUAUUGCGAUAAAGAGUGUGCGGGAAAGGCCCCAAUUACGCAACAGACGGAACAAUUGGAGCGAUGUAGCUCUUGAACUGCGUGCGCUGUUGCAUAAACCGCUACGAUACCAUCCCAACAUUGUCCAUUUGUUGGGAUUCGGAUGGGGCUCGUCCGCUGAAUCAGACUCUGCAUAUCCAAAGAUCAUUAUCGAAUAUGCCACAUUCGGUUCAUUUCGUGAUGUCCAGGUCUACAAUCCUCCGCUGCCGUUUGCCAUUAAACAGAAACUUUGCCAUGAUGUUGCUCGUGGGCUUGCAAUUCUUCACGCAUGCGGAAUCGUCCAUGGCGAUCUGAAACAUGAAAAUGUCCUUAUUUUUGCCAACAACUAUGACAUACCAGAUGGCCAGCCAUACACUGCAAAACUGGCAGAUUUUGGUGGAGCGGUAAUGGACAUUGGCCAACGUGACUUGUCAUGUCUAUCUAUGGGAACCUACCCGUACCAGGCACCCGAAUCUUCACAGCGACUCUCUGCUGAUGGAAUAAAGCAGACGGAUGUUUACUCCUUCGGGCUGCUGGUGUGGAGAACCUUUAUCGACGGAAAAAGUAUCGCAACGGAGUUGGGACUAGAUUCCAAGCCAACGGAGUCUUCUGAGACAUUAAUCCAGGAGCUGAAACUCAGCGAUGAAAUCCUUCUAAAAGCAGUGUGCAGUGUCCAGAGCUAUUCUUCGAACAAUGGGAUCAGUGAUCGCGCGCUGGAAUUGAUCUUGUAUGUGUUAGCGCAAACAAUCCUGGUCGAACCAAAGGAUAGGUGUCUCUCUCGAGCACAGUCAGCACUGAGAGGCAUGCAUCUUAACAAAAUAGAUUCAUUUCUUCAGAAAGUCGCUGCUGCGAAUGAUGAGAGGGAUGAUAUCGAGCGUACUGAACCGCCGGGGUCGCACGGAAUGACCGCUGACAACAUUGGCUUCUUUCUUGGGAACUUAGGUAACGAUUAUGAUUGCCAAAGAAAUACCCCGGGCUAUCGACAGAAGCUGUCACAUCCAGAUAUAGGGGAAUUUUUAUUCGAACCUGAGAAAUUAAAGGAAAUUCUUGACUGGGUUCAACAGCAGCAGAUUGUCGACGAUUUCAGGGAGGCAGCUCGAAAAAACAGAACAGGAACCUCUGAUGGCCUACAGCCAUGGAAAGCUGCAUAUUACCUGUUUCAAUGCUACCUAUCUGGAUUUGGAGUAACAUUUGACGGUAAACAAGCGUGUCAUUGGCUACAGGAAUCUGCCGAUGCUGGUGACCAGGGUGAUGUCGACUACUGGGCGAUGGCUUGGUUAUUGCGCGUUAGUACCGCGCUUUCUGUACCGAUAUCUCUUACGCUGGAUGAGCUACAAGAGUACAUUCGAUGGGGCAUUAUAAGAGGUCAUCAAAACUGUCUUGAGGACGGAAGAAAAAUAAUUGAGCAACUAACCAAUACAGAUGAACGGGUACGAUGGGAAAGUAUGAUGACAGAGGCGGAUUGGGUCAGGAGAACUGUAGCUGGUGGGGUCGGAAUGCCUCACUUUGUCCCUCGAAAAUUACGCCGAUGCUACGAUCUGGAUGAUAUUUCGAUCCUUGAAGGUCAGAUCAAGGAUGAACUUGGAACGACAUAUAAUUCCUGUUUGCGGAAGAAUCUUUCACGUCCUUUUUUGAAUUUUUUCGGGAAGAACAAGAAAACAGAGUUCACAACAGCCGAAGAAUCUGAGUUUGAUAAAAUUUUUGUUAACCACAAGGGCCACGGUCUCCUACAUUUGGCUGCAAUUCUCGGAAAAUUGAGAGCGCUGAAGUACAUGGUUGAAACGUAUUUGUGCAGCAUUGACCUACCAAAUAAAUCCUUGGCUGAAUCACCUCUUACAUGUGCUUGUCGCAGUGGCCACUUUGACUGUGCCAUGUAUCUCGUUGGAUGCGGAGCCAAUGGAGGGGGAACAAAAUACGGUGAAGAAGCUCCUUUGCACUGGCUUUGUAGCUUCAGUCCUGAAGAAAUGGGACCUCUUGCAAAAGCCUUAGUAGAUGCCGGCGCUAAUAUAGAACAUGCCAGUGGUGCGAUGCGAAAAGACGUUAGAAUGAUAAAUGCUGACUGGGAGGACAAUUUUGGCGUUGUAACAACACCACUAGGGAGGGCUGUGUUAAUGAGGAGCCUUCCUGCUGUAAGAGUCCUCCUUGAACUCGGCGCAAAUCCCUUAGCCAAAGUGGGACAUGAAAACAACACUAAUGUCAAAUCUCCCACGGAGCUAGCGGCUGUACUUACUCUUCCUCAUAUUCUGGAAGUAUUGCUCCUAUUCAUCGACCAAGUGCUUCUAGAAAAGACGCCAAUAUUUGACGAGAUUGACAUGCUUCGAGCUGCUCAUGAAAAUCGAAUAACUCCAUUUGAUCCAACUACUUUACAAAGCAGGUUGGAAGUGAAGCUAGGAAAUUACGAUAUUGUGGAGGCACUGUUGGAGCUAGGACAUAGUCCAAACGGCUCUCCUGGCCACCGACCUAUCGAGGAGGCAGUUUUGAUGAACCAUGAAGCCAUUUUCCGACUUCUAGUCAACCGUGGUGCACGAACGGGAGUAAAACGCACCGGUUACAAUGGAAGACAGUUCUCUUUGCUCCAGAUAUCUGCUAGCCGUCCACGAACAUCUCAUAAUGGAACCUUUAUAGCAGAGUAUCUUAUCCGGUCAGGGAUGGCUAUCGAACCAUUACCAGAUGGAAGUCCAUCAAGUUUAGCGCUGGCGAUCAAAAAUCGCUACUUCGACCUCUCCGAUCUGCUUCUGGAGAACGGUGCUGAUAUCAAUGCAUUGUAUCAGUCUGACAAAGAAGAAGAGUGGGUCACUGUCCUUGGUGAACUACUUCUGAUGCAUACGGAAGCCACCUUGCAAUCAUUGGCUUAUAUCUUUCGGAAACUAGAUGCCAAUUCUAAUAACCCUGCCAUUAAAGUGGAUUUCAUAGUCAACAAGAAGCGAAAGCUCACGGCCCUACAUACCAUCGCGCUUUGUCCCUUCAACGUGAUAAACGACAGGUCUCAAGUUUCUUCCAGGGUUAUUCAAGCGGUUCUUACAGCUUUCCAUACUGCAGAGCAUAUUAACUCUGUUCACCCGAUCCUAGGCACUGCGCUUUGUAUAGCCAGUGUUGCAGGAAAUCUAGAAAUGGUAACUGCUCUUUUAGCUCAUAGGGCUGAUACGGAAAUCCCAAUGCGCAUAGAUCAGUUAAGUGAAAGUGAUAGAGAGGACUUAGGGUUGCCCGAUACAGAAUAUAAUCAGCAAUGUGAAAACGGGGAAAGUACUCCCUUGGCUCUAGCGCAAUUUGCUCUUAGCAAACAGCUCUCGGACUUUGAGAAGUCGUCGCCCUUGGAUAUAGCUAGCUUAUCGAAACUGGAUUGUUUUGAGGCCAUGGUUCCGCUAUUCCAAAAUGCCGGAGUUCCCUAUUCAGAUGCAGCAUGGGAAUCUUUGAGAGAUAGGAGAAAGUGCCUUGAGGACCGAAUCAAACUCAGCACCUUGAUGGCGCAGCUAGCGCCAACUGAUCUAUCGGAGCCUGUGGAUCUCUCUGUGCUGACGGAUGAAAAGCCAACCAAUUGGAAAGAGGGGGAUGAAAUGAAUCAGGAGACGGCGGCAAGGACUCUGUUGAAAUUUAUGAGAGGUGGGUUCGAUUGA
Histoplasma capsulatum G186AR is the source of this 3972-nucleotide messenger RNA. RefSeq names its product serine/threonine-protein kinase. The transcript is spliced from 4 exons. The coding region runs from base 1 to 3972 and encodes 1323 amino acids. The record is from RefSeq and is a predicted model, not a curated record. Gene Ontology annotation, molecular function: protein binding; protein kinase activity; ATP binding. Lineage: Eukaryota; Fungi; Ascomycota; Eurotiomycetes; Onygenales; Ajellomycetaceae. Gene Ontology annotation, biological process: protein phosphorylation.